GGCCACAGCGAGUCAUGUGAACAUUUCCCAAGUGGAGUUUCCACGACAGCUGGAAGCCGAGCGGAACAGGCACAUCGUUUCUUUGCUGAAAUUACUGGAAAAUAACAAUACUUCUGCUUGUCCUAACACCUCCACAUAAUCCUUGGUCUGGCAUGGGCGACAAGAGGAGUCCCACAAGGCCGAAGCGUCAACCGAAGCCCUCCUCCGACGAGGGGUUUUGGGACUGCAGCGUGUGCACGUACAAAAACACAGCAGAGGCUUUUAAGUGCAUGAUGUGUGAUGUCAGGAAGGGGACAUCAACCAGGAAGCCUCGCCCUGUCUCACAGCUGGUUUCGCAGCAGCAGGUAACACAGCAGUUUGUGUUGCCCUCGCAGCCCAAAAAGGAAAAGAAGGAGAGGGUGGAGAGGGAGAAGAGCGACAGAGAGCCAGUGCUCAAGAAGAACAGUCACAAGAAGAUGAGGCCGAGAUUAAAAAACAUCGACAGGAGUAGUGCCCAGCACCUGGAGGUGACGGUCGGGGAUCUGACGGUCAUCAUAACAGACUUUAAGGAGAAGGCUAAACCCUCGUCCACCUCAGCCACAUCCUCCAGCGCAACUUCACUGGCUGACUACCACAACCAGAAUGGCUCCAGCUCAGAAAACACAGAGAAGGGGCUUUCCUGCUCCUCCUCACCCCGAGGAGAGGGCAGUUCAGUCAACGGAGAGUCCCACUGAAUUGUCCCCUCAAACCUCGCCCACCCUCCACCCACAUCUCCCCUGAAAGUCCAUAGAUCACUAUAGGAGCAUUCUGUCUCUAUGUUAGAGCUGCACAAUACUGACUCAAAUAGUUUUUGCUUACUUUCUCCUGGAUAUUUUAGUUUAAUAGGAAUUGAAACUGAUUUGUCAGAGAAUGAAGUGCCAGCCCAUCAGAUUUGGCAAGUUUGUUCACAGAUUCUCCACAGCACUGGAAUUCUUCAUUUAGAAAGUAAUAUGAAACACUGUUUGCUUCAUCUUGGAAAAUGCAGUAGUCUACAUUACAAGGAACAUUUUGGACAGUGUGCUGGACACUUUAUCCACUAUGAUUUACAUCUAUAUUAAACAAAUGUGCAGCCCCACCCUUGAUGUCACCUUCAGUGACAGGCAGAGUGACCUAUUCUUCCCCCAUGUGGAAUUAAAACUUCUUUUCCUGUCUGUUAUAAACCUAAAACAUGUAGAACAAAGUACCUACACUGAACCUUCAACUUGACGGAGAACAUUUGCUCUUGAUCUUGAUAUGCCUGGUGUUUAAUUGUGGACUGCCUCUGCUGUAGUGGGACGUUUUUUUGACAGCGUAGUGGAUACACUCCUUCUGGGACCAUUUGGUGUUUUCCAUACAGUUUGGUGCAGGUUAUACUUGUUAUGUCCAUAUAGAGACCCCUGGCAGUUUUUGAGAAAAGCCCACUUUUAAAUGAAGGUGUGAUGUGUGAUUUUAAAGGAUAAUAUUGGUGUCUUUUGUUUUCAGUUUGUCCCAGUAACCUAUACUACUCCCCUUUUAUAUUACUCCCAGGUGUCAGCACAGAAUCAGCUAAGCAAGAGAUACUGUAAAAGCAGGAUUUUGUUAUUCUCUCUUGACUGCCAUUCAACCAUGAACAUAAACCAGCAUUAAGUGAUAUUUCUGAUAUAAACAUAGAAUCACAUUACUUACUAAUAAUGUGAAAAGCCGAACAUGUAGGUUUUCUGACCCUCACGUAGACCAACCAUAGACCAUUCAUGCCCAGCAAAGUAGUUUAGAUAAGCUGUUACACAACAUGAAACUGCAAAAAUUCUUAACCAGCUAUAUGCUAAGUACAAACCAGAGCAAAUGGGCAGGUGAAUACUGGACUUAACUUGCUCAAGAAGCCGGAAAUAUAAGCUCCACUCGUACAGCUAAAUAUGCAAAUAAGCAAUUAAUUGCUAGCAUAUUAACUAUAACAGCUAAAGUUGAGAAUAUUUUGCAAAUAUGGCAACAUUUCUUAUUACAAAUGCAUGUCAUCAUAUUUCAGCUACUUACUCAGUUACUUUCUCAAACAAGCUCAUUUCAACCUAGGUUGAUCUCAGUAGAAGGAGAUAAAAAGUGAUGUAGCUCUAAAUUACACCAGUAUUUUCCUCCCAUCGCUGCUGCACAAACAGGCCUGCACCUGCUCAAUGUCUCAAUGCGAAACCAGAGUGUGCUGAUGCUACUCUACACCCACAGUGGACCCAGGUUGGAUUCAGCAUGGUGCCUGUACAGCGGUGAAAGAGUUUUGACAUUUAUGAGCAGAACAGAUGAUGGAAACUGAAUUUCUUUACUUUGACAUAACAAAAUGGAGAAGGUAUAUAGUGAACUCCCAGCAGAACAAAUAUAGAUCAACCUAACAAUACAAUGACUUAUAAAACCAGUUUGAAUACCUACACAGAUGAAAUGAAUGGUUCUAAAAUAUUGUACAAUGUUUUGAUGUGGUUGUAGUAUCCAUUAUACCAGUGUUAAUGUCAAGAUUACUUUAACAUUUUAACACACAUCAUGGGAAUUGUCAUGGCAUGAUAAUAUUAUGGUCUCAGUAUAUUGUGGGACAGGCCAUGUCUCUUAGUUUGUUAAUAUGGUUUAAUGUGUCAGAGACGUACUCCCAUAGGUUCACCACACUAGCUGGGACUAGGUGUGUGGACUUUGCACAGACAUUUAUUAUUUGGUUGUGGCAAAAAUGGAAGACACUUAAAUGUGUUAGUGUCAUUUGUUGAUAUUUGCUUUGCUUUCCCAUGCUCAGUUGUUUAAAAUGUGUGAACUUGUUUAUUACAUGUCUGAAUAAGAAAAUAACAAAUUUCAAACAAAAAACUGUCUUAUGCACAAAAUUUGGCUUUGUUAUUAAUCACUUUCCUACACACGUGCAUGCGUACACAAUUUUGUAUUUUCACUCAUUUGUUCAUAUGUCUUGUGUCUUUUAGCUCCAUCUGGUGAAUGACUCAAUAACUGCUGUUUAUCUUCAACAAUGCAUGCAGGCUCACUUUACUUAAGUUCAGGCUCAUAAGGCAAAACUCUGCACACCCAAAUUUGCAUUUGAAAACAGUGUUUAUUGAUAUAUUAGGUACAUCAGAAAUCGUCAUUACAUAGUUCACAGUAGUUAGGAACAUAAGUUACUGUUUCUGCACAAAUUAGCUACAUCAUUAUAUAGCCCCUUUUCUUGCAAACCUAAUGAAAAUGCAAUUUGCAUGGAGGUCUGUGUGUCUAAUACAGCCCACUUUAAUAAAGAGAGCUCAUUCCUUAGAGCCAUGAAUAGCUCUUUUCAUUGGUGAAAUCAAUCUUUUCCUCUCUUUAUAUUCACAUUUGUCUCAGAUUGUGUAAAUUGUGCAGCACUUCAGAUCACAGAAGAAUAAUAAAAUAUCGGGGAAUCUCUCACUAUAUUUGCAUGUUGAUGCAAGCAAACAUCAAAGACCAAAAUCCCAAGUGAACAAACUGAGGCUGCCAGUUUAUAUUUAGAUGAUAGAUUUGAUUCACUGCAAGUUAUUCAGAAUUUGCCUUCCCAGUUUUGAUAAAUCACUACAUGCUUUAUUGUAAUGUAGAAAAGAGGCAAAACCUUGCCUUUUUUGUUACAUUUCAAAUAAAUGGCCAGUUUCAUUUUUUACAACAAAAACAAAGACAAUAUAUAGAAACAAUACAAAGAGUAGAUUGAUAACUUAUUUAAAACUUUCCUAUUCCUAUUAAUUGCAUUGAACUAACAAGUCAUCAGUGACCUGAAUUUCUUCUUCAGGGUUUUUAACCUGAUCUUUGCAGUUACUAAGAUAACCAACAGUCCGUGGUAGGCUAAAGGUUAAGGCCCAGCGCUCUCGCUGCUGCGGCCCGGGUUUGAAUCAGGGUUGUGUCAGGAAGGGCACCCGGCAUAAAAC
Molecule: messenger RNA, 3854 nt
Organism: Monopterus albus (swamp eel)
Lineage: Eukaryota; Metazoa; Chordata; Actinopteri; Synbranchiformes; Synbranchidae
Gene: yaf2
Product: YY1 associated factor 2
Exons: 4
Coding region: 153-713 (186 amino acids)
Biological process (GO): positive regulation of DNA-templated transcription
Cellular component (GO): nucleus
Molecular function (GO): transcription coregulator activity; DNA binding
Source: RefSeq, a predicted model, not a curated record